GACAAAGUCCAAAUGGGCCUCCCCGCUUUCCGUAGUUUGAGCCGACGACGUUGGCAACAUGGCGUCCUCAGAUGUUCACGUCCGAAUAUGUGAACAAGAAAUAAUCAAAUAUGACAUCGAAAUCAAAGCUCUCAUCCAGGACAUUACAGAGUACGUGGGCCCUCAAAACAAGCUGAAAGAACUGAACGCAGAUGUGAAAAAGAGUUUCCACAAGCUCAGGUUGCGUAUUCAGGAUUUUGAGCAGAUUGCUAUGGAGCAGGACAAAGAGUCAGACAAGCAAGCUCUGAUGAGUCAGGUAGAGGGACACAGGAAACAGAUGCUGAGUAACCAGACCGGGUGGAGGAAAGCCAACCUGGCCAGCAAACUGUCUCUAGAGAAUGUGGAAAAGCAGGCACUUCUUAACGGAGCCGACAGUGGUGUGAGACAGAGGAAGACGACCAAAGAGGGCCUGGCACAGACAACCAGCGGCAUUACAGAGAACCUCAUGAGCAUCAGCCGGAUGAUGGCGCAGCGGGUUGAACAGAGCGAGGAGACCAUGACGUCACUAGCGACCUCCUCGAGGACGAUCCAAGAGACCAACGAGGAGUUUAAGGCCAUGACGGGGACCAUCCAGCACGGGAGGAAGCUCAUCACCAAGUACAACCGCAGAGAGCUCACGGAUAAACUGCUCAUCUUCCUGGCGCUCGCCCUCUUCCUCGCCACAGUCCUCUACAUCCUCAAGAAGAGACUGUUCCCCUUCCUGUAGACCAGGUACCUUUCUAAAGGGGCUCUCCCAUGACGAAAAACACCAACCUUUCCAUGGUCAGCGCAACGGAUUUAAACAACCUUUACUCCCGCGUGUCAUAUUUCACACACAUUACCAGUGUCUGCCGGGGGGCCCGUGUGGACGGCUCACUCUGCCGAACUGUGAUGCUGCCGAGUGGGAGAUGUUCUCCACAAAGGGGCAAGACGAACGGUCCCACGCAGUGUUUAAUUUAUUGAGAUGGGUUUGGUUCAGCAGACAAAGGGGAUAAUUCAUUUUGGUAUCCAUAUUGUGAUAUCCAUCCUUUAUUAGUGUCACACGUGCUUGCAUUGUUUGCAAUUGAGUCAGCUGUGAACCCAUAAUGAUCAUUUAUGUGUUACAUCCCUGUGGAAGGUAUCCAAUACGGUUUUGUUUCCAUGCUUGUAUCAAAGACAGACUGUGGGCAUAUUUAAAGGUUUAUUUUUCUUCUAAAUCUUUGUAAAUUACAAGUACUCACUUUUAAAAAGAGGGGUUUUUUUAGACACUGUUGUUUAAUUGUAUUUUUUUUUUUUUCCACCGGGUGGAACAUGUUGAACUGCUCUCAACUCUCCGUAUUUUAUUGCCGUGUUUCUAGGGCCAACAAUCUCUCCACAUUUAGUCAGGACGGUUUCCAAACCACUGUCUUUGAGGGCCACGGCGGUGGUCCUCUGCAGACUGUGUGCGCCAUUGCAGGGUAACAUGUUGCGAUGGAAGCAGCCUCGCACCACGGGCCCCCCCCCCCCCCCCCCCCCUUCUGUUUGACACGUGGAGGAAUUCCGCGCCUCUGUUUGUUUUACUUCCAAAGGGGAAAAAGCACUCUCCAUCUUUUAGCUAACGCCUCGGCCGCUC
Molecule: messenger RNA, 1609 nt
Organism: Pungitius pungitius (ninespine stickleback)
Lineage: Eukaryota; Metazoa; Chordata; Actinopteri; Perciformes; Gasterosteidae
Product: vesicle transport protein SEC20-like
Exons: 6
Coding region: 59-745 (228 amino acids)
Biological process (GO): retrograde vesicle-mediated transport, Golgi to endoplasmic reticulum
Cellular component (GO): endoplasmic reticulum; SNARE complex
Molecular function (GO): SNAP receptor activity
Source: RefSeq, a predicted model, not a curated record